AUGAACAACAUCACUGAUACUAGAGAUCAGGAGAAGAACGAGGAUCACAUCAGCAAGAACGACGGACAACCUGGCCAGGACACGUUUCAGUGCGAUGAGCGAAAUAUUAAAUCCGUCGAAAACAACUACGUGCUGGUGGAAGAACUUCUACCCCGCACGCCGAAAGAAGAAGAAGCAGAGGCUCGCGUUGCGCGUCUGUUUGAACAACAAGAGAGUUGUGUUGAUACAAUGCGGCAGCUGCAGGAGGAGGAGCAUCCGACCCUGGGUCAUCAACACCAGCAGAUCAAUCUAGAGGACGUGUCCGUGACGUUUCAGAUCUCCACGUCCGAGGACACGACGCAUUCUCUCGCUGGUGCAGCAGCAGCCGCUCCUUGUGCGGAGAAAAGCCGACAUGGCGGAGAGGACAGUGCUGUACUACUCACUAGUGUUCAUCAACUAGAGCUGCAGCAGUCGUCUGAAAAGGGGGGAAGUAAUAAACCGUGGAAGAACAAUAAUUGUAAUACUAGUUCAAUAAAUUCGGAAAUCCUCUCGACCCGCGGGGACGUAGUGGAUUUGCUGGAUGAGUACUUCCGGACAACCGACGACCAGCAAGUACAAUUAUCAGCUUCGGCUGAGGAAUCGGAUGUCGUGAACUACGAAACACAUUCUUCGAAAGCCACGCCGGUCGUAGAAGAAAACACAGGCGAAUUACUUGUUUCCGUGAAAGAAGUCGAACGACAGUCAAGAAGUACAGGAGGCGUCAUUAGCUGCGGCGGUUCACUGGAAGAUAAAAGCGAAUCGCCGCAAGCGGGUCGUGUCUCCGCUGCGCUAAGCGACACUACUCGAAUGGAAACGGCGUUGACUGCUGCCACCGCGAGUGAAGAAAAGAGCAAGGCGAAAACGAACCAUGUCGCGUUGGCGCGUGAAGAAGCAAACGCGCGACGUGCUGCAAAAGACGACAAAGCUAGGAAAAAGAAGCGGGAUAAAAACGCCGAAUACCACACAACGAAAGCAGGAGAAAAAAAACCACAGCAGCAUCAUCCCACGGGAUCCACUCGGAAGUGGAUAAAAAAGGAUCCGGAACUAAAGAAGAACGAACCGAAAAAAAGUAGCGCCGAGGCAAAAAGUUGUUUGCAGCAGGAAAAAGCCAAAGGGCCGCAGUCUGAUCAGAGUACACAGAUCAACAUGAUGCGACCGGCGAAAACGUCACCCGUAAAGGAUGAGAAAAGCAAAAAAGCCCGUGGCAGCAGCAAAGUGGUAGAAGUUAAAGCAACACCCUCUGGUGACGAGCAGCAGCUGUGUAAAACGGAAAAGGCGAAUGAAAGCAACAAAAGUGGAGAAGAAAGUCAAGGCAAAUCGAAGUCGCCACUGGAAGUUUGUCAGCCGGUCCUGUCUCCGCGACUGCUGGAGGCGACAAAGUCUGGCGUUUUCAAACAGGCUGGGCCGCGAGUCAUCCUUCCGCUUCCAUCAACUAAAGUUGCAUCACCAAAGAGCUUGACCGAGAUGAAAGUUGAAAAACAAAAAGCGAACACGCUACCUGCAUCCUCGAAGAUUACAGCGACAAUGCUGCAAGUGGAUCUUCCUUCUGCUCCGAGCAUCAUUGUGGAGGACACAACCAGCGUACACAACUCCGUCGCUCCCGAAAAGAACCGUCCUGACGGAAGUUGUCAUGCAAAACCAUUGAAGUCUUCGUCUUCCUCGUCCUCGUCUUCUCCCACGCGCGCGCCUCUCGCUGUGAAAACGCAAACCACAACUGCUGGCGUCCUUGCAGCAUCGCCAAGGACCCUUUCUUCCCGGAUGUUGAAACCCACUGGCGCCGGAACGAAGUCCGGACCUCCAACUGCAGCACUUGCACCCAGUCCGGUGUCACCAAGCAGUACUUUGGUCGCGAACAAAUCCACCCUUUCGCAAAAGCCGCCCACACUCCACACGACCGAGCGCGCCAUCGUUCGCUCCCUUUCCCCACCGGACAUCUCUCGGGGCAUGCGGGCGUUUCCCGUGCUCUCAGAGCGGGCUAUCAAAUUGAUCGACUCGCGCGGUGCCUGGGUGCCCGACCCUCGUCUAGCGGCGCAACCGGUCGUCAUGCGGCACAACAUCUUCCGUCCGGAGACGUAGGAAGUAUUCGGAACUUUAUUCUGGGACAGCUAGACUCAGCCAAGGAAUCUAUUACUUCGUGAGGUCGACAGCAAUAUAAGUAUUUGGUUGGCGAUGGGAGUUUGUGUUAGCCUUAGCGCGUUUGAUGGUUGUAAUACGAAAAAAAUUAGAAUUUAGCUAGUUGGUUUCCAUUUUUUAGCAGUUUCGAAGAUUUUUCACAUGCGUUUUUUUGUAAAGUUCGAGCAUUCGUUUUUGUUUCUUCUCUUUUGCUGCAAAACAUUCAUGACGGUUCUGUUUUUUUUUUUGUGAAAGUACACAUAGAUACAAGUAAAACAACAUUGAGAUUUUGAUCACCGGGGAAAUGAGUCAUACACUACUUUUUGCAAAGUCGGGGCAGAUGAGCAGGCAAGGGAACACCCUUUGUACACAUACAAAAACGCUUGUACAGUAUGAGGUUUUCAUGCAGUGAAGUGCAAAUAAUCUUCCGUGUACGAAUGAAGUAUGAAUAUGCAGCGGAGAGUGCUGCGUAUUUCGAAAUGCGGUUCCGCAGUGUCUGGAGUUUCGCAGUGUGGCGUAUUUCGAAAUGGGCGUGAGGAUCUUCAAGCAAACCGGC
This is a messenger RNA of Amoebophrya sp. A120, 2686 nucleotides long. The record is from the annotation of a GenBank genome assembly. Lineage: Eukaryota; Dinophyceae; Syndiniales; Amoebophryaceae.